Molecule: messenger RNA, 366 nt
Organism: Parastagonospora nodorum SN15
Lineage: Eukaryota; Fungi; Ascomycota; Dothideomycetes; Pleosporales; Phaeosphaeriaceae
Exons: 2
Coding region: 1-366 (121 amino acids)
Source: RefSeq, a predicted model, not a curated record
AUGUCGUACACAUACCAGUCCACAUGGCUAGGAAGCUUCCCAUCGGUUUAUAACGGUCGAAGUAUGAUAAGAAGGAGAGACUGCGCGAAGCGUGCGUCUUUUAUGGCCGACGAAGCCCAGUCGGAGAGUUUGAAAAUGCGUAGAAACACUAUCCUGACCGCCCAAAUCUCUAGCAAACGCCUCGUAACCGUGAACCCUGACACCUCCAACGCCGAACUGAUCUCUGCACCCGCAACCUCCACCACGAAACUAGGCCUCAUCCAUACUCGACCGAAGCUUCCCAUGCAACUUGGCCAACAGACCAAGACGCGCGAGCGUGCUAUCCCAAACCGCGCCGCUCUGGUCCAUAAACACGCGAUCAGCUAG